AUGUCAACUUCUAAAUCAAUUAUAGAUGAGACUUACAUUAAUGUUCAUUUAAAAGGAGGUAAUCUCCAUUCUGAACUCUUACAUAUUGAAGCUUCUUUCAAUAAAGGUAUUAUUAUGAUUCAAUUUUUAGGAUAAUUUAAAGGAUAAUCUAUUCCAUUGAGAUGCUAAUGGUUUAAUAUAACAAAGGAUAAGGAUUUUGUAGAAAUAGAGGAUGUAUCAGGAUAAUUUUAUCAACCUUGUAUACUAGAUAUUGAUACUAAGUAACAUCAUCAAUAUUCCUAUAAGAAUUAUGGUUUAAGCCAUACCAAUUUUGGACUUUGAUUAUAAUGGAAUGCCCUUAAUGGCUGAAACUAAUUUUUUACAAGCCGAUUCAAAAAUUUUCGAUUUAGUAGAUUAAUAAAUUAAAAAUUAGGUUAACUAAGCAUUUAAUGAAGGAGAGAUGUAAUUAAAUUGUAAAUUGGAAAAUAUUUAGGCAUAAGAUAAUCAAUCUUUUAUGGAUCUUAAUUUACCUUUAAUAUGUACUUUAAUUGCCAAUGAACAUGGAUUAAUAAUGAAAACUGAUUAAAAUAAGACUAUUGUCAAUAUUGAUAAAUACGAAUUAAAAAUUAUAAAGAAAAAUAAUAAUUAGAUUGAGAUCUUCAAUUAAAAUAUUAAAUUAUUAGCAGCUGUAACAAAUAAUAUAGUUCGUGAUGCCAUUUUUUAAUUUAGCAAAACUUUAAAAUCAAAAAAAACUCAUUUAAGUGAUACAGCUUAAUUGUAUGUGAUACUUUCUGAUUAAGAAUAAAAGAUAGCUUAAAAAGAUAAUGAGAUAUCUUCAUUAUUAGACUUUAAGUAAAAGUUAACUAAGAAUCUAAAUGAACUUUAAUAAUAAUAUAAUUUAAAUAUUAAAAAAUUGGAAUAAAUUGAUAAAUAAAUAGCAUAAUAAAAUUAGGUAAUUGUAAAUAAGGACAAGGAAAUAAUUAAUUUAAAAUAAUAGAUUGAUAAAUUAGAUGGAAAAACAUAAAUUUAUAUAUAAGAAAUAAAGGUUUUAAAGAGUUAAGUAAUUUUAUUAGAAAAUACUAAUAAAAAAUAUUAGCAUGAGAUAGAAGAAUUAAAAAAGAAUUAAAAUUAAAAUUAAGAUGAAAUAAGGGAAAUGUUUUAUAGAGAAAAAUUAGAUAGCUUAAAAUUGUAAAAUGAUGUAUAUAUUAUUUAUAUUUAGAGAAAUGCAUAAAAGAAAAUCAAUAAUGGCAACUUAUAAAUGAUUAGUUAAUGAAAGAAAUAAAAAAACUUGAAAACAAUAAUAUAUUUUAUUAAGAAGAAAAAGAGUUAGUUUAAAAUGAAUUAAAUAGUUUAAAAAAGAAGUAUGAAAGUUUAUUAUAAGAAAUUGAACUUAAUUAAAAAAAAGAGAAAUCUGAAAUUUCAUCAGAAGUAAUUAUAAAAUAAUAAAAUUUUAGAGUGAUGUUUAAUCAAAUAAGUAAUCAGAAAUUAUAAUCUGUAAUCCAAUUGUAUAGAAUAACAAUGGUUAAUUAGAAGAAAUAAAGAGAUUGAAAACUACAAUAAAUAAUUUGGAAUCUACAAUUAAAAAGUAAAGAUGUGAAAAAUUUUAGUUUGAAAUGUGACUAUGAAUAGGAUAUGUUGAAAUUAACAAAUAAACACUUUUUAAAAAGCAAUACUUCUCAAGAAAUAUAAGUAUUGCAAAAAUUAGUAAUUAUAAAAAAGAAUAAUUAUAGGCUAAUUCUUUGGCUGAAAGUUUAUCAGAUAAAGAAUAAGCUUUACAAACAUAGAGAAACAUUAAUAGAGAAUUACUGAAUAAAAUAUCUGAAUUCACAAAGUGA
Paramecium primaurelia is the source of this 1814-nucleotide messenger RNA. Lineage: Eukaryota; Ciliophora; Oligohymenophorea; Peniculida; Parameciidae. The record is from the annotation of a GenBank genome assembly.